Messenger RNA from Schistosoma haematobium, 4040 nucleotides. RefSeq lists its product as uncharacterized. The record is from RefSeq and is a predicted model, not a curated record. The transcript has a single exon. Lineage: Eukaryota; Metazoa; Platyhelminthes; Trematoda; Strigeidida; Schistosomatidae. The annotation marks the transcript as partial.
GCCCCUAGCAACUUUAACUAAUUUGAAUAACAUCAAAAGUACAUCACUGUGUCACAUGACACGCAUUUAGGUAGACCUGAUUGAUAUAUUUUGGUAAUUACUUUUUCGUUGUUCCGUGCUCUCUGUUUUCGUUUUAAUUUCUCUAGUUGUAGAUAAUUAUCAUUAUUUCGAUCUGGCACACGAAUUGACCUUAAUUACACCGUUCAUAAAUCAACAGGCUGUCCAUUUAAGAAAUAUUGAAAAUUCCCGGCUGAUGCAUUGGAUCACUGUAAUAUAUGUACUACUUAAACAACUACUGAACUAGUAUACUUAAAACUUUCUUCUAUCACAUGUUUGUUCUGUACAUCUAAUGUUACUACUUAUACUAAAUUGAUCAUGCCUGUAAACUGGCGUGAAUUUUGUAAUUAUUAUUUUCCAGAAUAUAAAUUAUUAUUAUAAAUAGGAAAAGCUAGGUACAGCUAAAUUUAGGAUAGAUAAUAGGAUUCUAAAUAUUUUAUGAGAUCCAAACCAUCAACCCUCGAACCCGGAUAAACCCAUACAAAUGACUGAUAAAAAAAUUUCAUACAUUUCCACUUUCGACAUAUUUGAAAAUAAUAAUUGGCACUUUCUAAUAACAUGUGUAGGAGUUAAUGUUUUACUUAAUUUAACCAAGUAGUCAUAUAUUAUUUCUUUAUUAUAUAUAUGAACAGAAAUCAAAUAUUGUUUAGUACGGGCGGGCUACUGAAUGUUUUAAAUAUUUUAUCUCUUACGUAGGAUUUGUUUCUUUGAGGGAUAUUGUACACACAAUGAAAGACUCAAACAGGAACGACACGUCGUCUAAAAACACCCCGACACGCUUCUAUUUAUGCUGAAAAUCCCCCCCCCAUUUUAAUCUGAUUCACUAUCCCAACGUCCUAUAGAGAUUUUAGGUACCGAUCACAGGAUACUAGAAAAUUACAUGUAUACUGUUUACAAGCAUAGAUGGUGACCAACUGUUCACAGCUAAUAUCCGCAGAUGAUUCUGAUUCUCUCGUUUACAACCAAGCCAUUUUCAUUUUUAUGAUUUAGUUGCGGCUCGUAUGAUUCUAAGUUUUAAUUCCUGCGUAAGAUUUAUUAGUUUCCUCAAGUUAUAAUUAAAAUUGACUGAAAAUUCAGUUUGUAACUGGAUUAUGAUCAAUUGAAACAGAGCUGUACUAGUUCUCCUUAUUCCGAUCAUUAAUUUUUUUAACCAUCAAAAUCUUUGGACUGACUUUCUAUGAAUCGAUAUGAUUGCUUACUUCAAAUUACAUCCAUACCACAUCUUCUUAUUAUUAUUUAUCACAUCAAAUGAUCGUUAACAUACAUUUUACUCGAGUUAAGUCUGAUUUUGAUGCUUAUGAUUGUAAGAUCCAAGUACAAUAAAACCGCAUACAACAAAUAAUCUCGUGAACUCAGUUAGUUAUAAUUGACUUUCGUUUUACAGGUUAUUAAUUAUUGAUACUUUUUAUUUAAAGAAUUUUUAAGGUACACUUUCUACAUCUAUAGUAAUUAAUUACAUAUUGUUUAACAAUUAAAAAUCAAUUCCAAUGCUAAUUACCACAUAUUUUCUAGUCAUGAUAAAAUCAUUAAUAAUUUAACUACUCUAUUAACUUGGUGAACCGUGAUUUUAUGUUGCACUCAUUCUAGAUUUCAUCGAACAGCUUUACAGAUUAAAUUGAUUUUUUGAACUAUAUAAAUUUCUUUAGAAAAAACAAAUUUACUUCAUCAAUUUAAUGGAUUAAUUCAAUAUUUAAGGGUUAAACAAACAUGUUUAUUAGUGCUCCGUAAUCAUACUACAAUAAUAAAGAAACACAAAAGAGAGAAAAAAACUGUUGAACUAAAAAACAAAAAAAGCAAACCAAUGAAUAGAAUCAAUGAUAAUAAAUAAUGAUGAAUUAUUGUCUUUCGUAUAAAUUAAUAUAAGAGAAUUAGAAUUAAACUGAGAAACGAUAUUAUAAAAUAAUAUAUAGAAACGGUCAUUCCUAUUUAAAACUACUAUUGUACAAUACCAAUGGAUACAAAGAAGAUCAGUCCAAUUAUACAAAAAAAAUUUUAAAAAAAACAAAAAAAAAACAAUAAACAAGUUUAAAAUCAAAUUACAGUUGGGUUUUUUCGAACAAGAAAAAAAGAAAACAGAUCAAAACGAUAAAUAAAUCAUUAUGAAAUAACCGAAGGAAAAUAUUAUCAUGCUUGUCACGAAUAUAGUUUUUUUCGAGAAAUAAGUAUCAAGCAAAAAUGUACAUACUUUCCUAAUUUUUUUUUUCAAACAUUAACCAAACCGCCUAAUAGAUACAUAUGAAAAUAAACAGUUGAGACAAAUUAGUUGGUAGUUGCUUUAAUUGUAUACACAAUAUUGUAUCCCGUACACAAAUACAUUUGUGCACUAAUAUAAAUUGAUGACAUGUAUAUCAUAAAAUAAUUUGAUUUCUGGCGCUUUGUGAUAAUUCUUUAUGUGGUAGAACUAUACAGUUCAGAACAAUAACUUCAGGAGGAAUUUCCACAUUGGAGCCUAAGACGAAAGUAAAUCAGGGAAAAAAAGUUAUAGAUGUCAAUUUAAAACAACACAUCAGUCUGAGAAAUGAACAGCACCUAAACGCCCUUUUGGAAUCCCAUAAAGCUUGUACCAUUGGAGAUUCUUCGAUAAACACAGUGUCGAAGUUCAUUUAUCUUAGUGUAAGUUUCGUCUGAACUCCGCCUGUAGCCCUUCUAGAGUUACUGCCGGUCCCAAGCCCGGGUAAAGGAGGAGGGUUGGGCAUGGGGUUAGCGUCCCCAUCCCGUAGAAAACUAACUCGCUAAAAAAACGCUUACCAGAAAAAAUAAUUCAAACCAUUUUAACUCUGCCCUGAGAGUUAGAAGGUCUUCAUUUAGAAGAAUUAUGACGCUUCAUGGUGAAAGCCGAGCUCCUUCGGAAGCCACGAGGCCGAUGCCCCUUCUAACAACCAGAGCAAAAAAUUUUAUAGGUACAUGGAACGUUAGAACAAUGUGGGAAACCGGGAAGACCAGCCAAAUAGCAACGGAAAUGAGGAGAUACAACUUGGCAGUACUGGGAAUCAGCGAAACCCACUGAACCCAAGCAGAACAGAAAAGGCUAGCUACGGGAGAGAUGCUGCUAUACUCCGGUCACGAAGAGGACAAUGCUCCACACACACAGGGAGUUGCUCUAAUGCUGUCCAAAGUAGCACGAAAUGCACUUGUAGGAUGGGAAUCCCACGGAUCCAGAAUCAUCAAAGCAUCAUUCAAAACAAAGAAGGAGGGGAUCUUAAUGAAUAUUAUCCAAUGUUAUGCACCCACCAAUGAUAGCAACGACGACAUUAAAGAUCAAUUCUACGAGCGGCUGCAGUCAAUCAUAGAGAAAUGCUCAAGAAAGGACCUCACCAUUCUGAUGGGAGAUCUAAAUGCCAAGGUCGGAAUAGACAACACUGGAUAUGAAGAUAUUAUGGGACGACAUGGACUGGGAGAGAGGAACGAAAAUGGAGAAAGAUUUGCAAAUUUGUGUGCAUUCAACAAAUUAGUCAUAGGAGGCACAAUAUUUCCACACAAACGUAUACACAAGGCUACAUGGAUCUCACCGGACCACACUACAGAGAACCAGAUAGACCAUAUUUGCAUCAAAAAAAUUCCGAAGGACAAUGGAAGAUGUGAGAACCAGGAGAGGAGCUGACGUAGCUUCAGAUCACCACCUAGUUGUAGCCAAUUUAAAACUGAAGCUAAAAAAGAACUGGACAAGUGGACAAACAGCAAUACAAAGGUUCAAUACAGCCUUCCUUCGAGAUACUGACAAACUCAAUGAAUUCAAGAUAGCCCUCAACAAUAGGUUCCAAGCCUUACAAGAUCUACUGAAUGAAGAAGAAACUACUAUGGAGGACAACUGGAAAGGCAUCAAGGAAGCAUUAACUUCAACGUGUCAAGAGGUUCUGGGUCUAAAGAAAUACCAUCAUAAGGAAUGGAUCUCUACAGAAACACUGGACAAGAUCAAAGAAAGGAAGAACAAGAAGACAGCAAUUAACAACAGCCGAACACGAGCAGAGAAAGUCCAAGCACAA